AUGAAUUUGGAUUCGUUCUCUUUUGCUCUAUCACAGAUAAAAUACGCUCUCACUAAUUUGUCUAAGCGAAAUUAUAAAACCAACAUAAACGAAAUUAAUAAUCUUGUCACUGAAUUUGGACCAGAAGCUGAACGACAUUUAAUUCGUUGUCUUUUUUCAUCUAUUGACUUUUCAGGUGAAAAUCGAACUGGAAAAGACACUUUCCAGAUCCAAUUUUUAUCACAAGAGUUUUCCACAUUUAUCUGCAAACCGAAUUUUAUUUCAAACCUUUGUUUUGCUGUUGACAAACCACUACAACAAAAUGUUCGUAUUGCUUCAAAAUUUAUAAUUUUUCAUUUAUUUACACUAUCCAAGACUCUCAAAUUAAGUUUGGUUCAGGACGUUGCUCUUGGAAUUGCUUUGUACCAUUCAACCAGCGAAACUACCAAGAAAUUUGCUUGCCAGUUCCUCAAGCAGAAAUUUCUUCAACUGAUCAACAACCUCAUUGAAUCUGUAGAAGGUGGUCUCGGGGACGCCCCUAUCGAGUUGUUGCACCUUUUUGUAUCCAAGUUACAAGUUGACUCGUUCAGAGAAGCCAUCGGACUGUCUUUUGAACAAAAGGAACUUUUUUUCAAGACUCUCAAACAAGUCAGGCUACCCACAAGACAGUGUUCCUUAAUGGCCGCCAGCCUGGUUGAUACUCUUCAUGAGGUUGGAUAUUCAUUCACACGAAGAACAAUGCAAGAGCAUCUUAACAACAUUUGGCGUGAAGAACUUGACACCGAUGUCAGUGGCCAGAGUUCUUGGCUUCAUGGCCAGGUUGAGACAACAACCACGACACGCCAACGUCAUGGAACGUUGAAAUCUUUGUGCACUGCACCAGAGAAUUGGUCGGCACCAAGUCUGUCUUGGAAGGAGGUUACAAAGGAGUUGGAUCACACGGGCUUCUACAUAAGUAAUAAGCAUGGAUUCGAAAACCUCAUAAAGGCAUUACAUCUUGCUGCUGUCACAGAUAGUAAUGUCUUUCCUAUCGAAUUUCUCUAUGGAAACUGGAAGAAUAAAGAAGGACAGCUAUCUUGGAUAACGUGCUCCCUGAAGCACCCGGAUGUUUUCUGCCUGGCCAAUUAUGCAUUCACACAAGUUGAUACGACGUGCCUCAAGUUGACUCUGGAUGAUAAGAACAGGGAUAUCGUAACUUGGAAGUCUAUGGACCUCAUAAACUUGCUGCUGCAACUGUCUGAGGUUGGCUUCCACCAGCAAGUUCACGAUCUCCUGAAAAAUCCAAUGUCCCACUGUCCUGAUCAACUACUGCUUGGCAUUUUGCAAUCGAGUUGCUGGAACAAUUUGAAGCAAGAAAUGAUUUGCAACUUGAUUCCAAUCUUCCUCAGCAACCACCCGAACUCAGCGCCAAUCAUGCAGUUCACAUGGGAUGUGCAGGGCGGCCAGUCUCCAACUAUUAGGACCAUGGUCCUGAGGUGCAUGGCCGACUGGUACAUGAGGGAUCAGCAUGAUCACGCCAGGUUGGCUCGUAUUCUCGAUGUCUCCCAUGACCUCAAGAUCAUAUUGCACUUACUGAAUGGCUCGCCCUUCCCGUUUGUCAUUGACCUGGCUUGCUUGGCGUCACGCAGGGAGUACUUGAAGUUGGAUAAGUGGAUCAACGACCGCAUUAAAGAGCAUGGGGUUAGGGAACCUUUCGUGGAGGAGUUGGUGAACUUUGUGAGUUACAGAGGAGCACAUCUGCUGGUGAACAAAGAUGAAAACGUGGUAGCUGCAACUCUUGGCAAGAAUCAACAGCUGCCAAUCGAAGUUGUUACCAGCAUCCUCUCCUGCCUCCAGCACGUCAUCAGCAAUCGCCAGUUUUCAAGUGAGGUUCAAGAGUCCAUCAUGAAGCUCUUGCAGAAUAUCAAGUCCAAACAAGUUCUACAUCAGCAGCAGCAACCAACCUGGGCUGACCACGUCUCAAAUUUGUUGAACUUAAACUCUGGCUACCAUCCUAUGAACCCACAUGCCCACUUCAAUCGGGCCCUCCCUCCUGCCGGCUCUCCCGCUAAGGCAUUCGCCAUGAUGCCCGCGUCCAUGGGACCGGUGGCCUCCCUCUCACAGAUGUACAAUGCUGCAAAUCAGGGUAUCAGUUCACAGUUGCAAGGUUUGAACCUGCAUAGUUCCAUUACAAAUGGGUACAGCGGCUUAGGAGCUCAAGCACUCAACACUCAAGCCCUAGCCACUCAGGGAGCAAUCAAUCCUUCCAUGUUGGGCGUGUCAUCCGUCAGUGGGAUGGCAGCUGGAUUCCCGAAAGACAUAGAAGAUGAAGCGAAUCUCUAUUUUCAGCGCAUUUAUAAUAAUUCAGGAUCGAGUUCUGUGAGCAACCCAUUGUCAGUUGAGGAAGCGUUGGAAUUGUUGAAAAACUUUAAAAAUUCAACUAACCCCAGAGAGAAUGACAUAUAUUCUUGCAUGAUGCGCAAUCUUUUUGAAGAGUACCGAUUCUUCGUGCAGUACCCUGAGAAGGAGCUGACGACAACUGCCAUCCUGUUCGGUGGAAUCAUCGAUCAGGGAUUAGUGAGCAGCUACAUGGCUCUUGGAGUUGCACUGCGUUAUGUUCUGGAAGCUGUCAAGAAACAGCAAGGAGGCAAAAUGUAUCUCUUUGGUCUCACAGCUCUUGAUAGAUUCAAAACCAAGUUGAAAGAUUACUCACAAUAUUGUCAGUUUCUCGCAUCAGUGCCACAUUUCAAUGACUUCCCAUCUAAACUUAAAGAGUAUAUAACAUAUGGAGCUCAGUCGAUGGACCCGCCGUACUCCAUCGCUCCCUCCACGACGGUCACGAGUGCCGUCAUCAGCAGCACCACCACCACGUCAGCCAUCUCCAUUGCAGCAGUGUCAAGCACGAUGACGACAACACAGAGUUCAAGUAGUCACGGAGCAAUUUCCAGACCACCGGGGGCUGUUAGGAACUCAAUAGCCAAUGCGACGAACAUUGACACGCUGCUGGCGAACAAGGAGGGCCUAGAUAACAUAUUGGUGCCUGUGGAAUCAUUGCAGGAUAAGGUCUUCUUCAUAUUCAACAACCUUUCACAGGCUAACAUGGAACAGAAGGCACUUGAGAUGAAUGAACAAGUGAGUGAAGAGUACAUGCCUUGGGUGGCCCAGUACCUCGUCAUGAAGCGAGCCAGUGUUGAACCAAACUUCCAUUUACUUUAUGCCAACUUCAUUGAGCAACUCAAGAGAACUUCCUUCCUCAAGAUGGUCGUUGCUGAAACCUAUCGAAACAUUAAAGUAUUGCUGCGUAGCGACAAAGGUGUGGCCAACUUCUCUGAUCGCACCCUCCUAAAAAAUCUCGGUCACUGGCUGGGAAUGUUGAUGUUGGCGAAGAACAAACCUAUACUACAUAUCGACAUUGACUUGAAAUCAUUGAUUUAUGAGGCUUACGUGAAAGGUGCCGACGAGCUCCUUUACGUAAUACCGUUUGUUGCAAAAGUUCUUGAAUCAGCUGUCAAGAGCCGAGUUUUUAAGCCGCCCAACCCUUGGACUAUGGGAAUAAUGAAUUGUCUUAUCAAACUUCAUCACGAGACUGACCUGGAACUCAACCUUGAAGAUUUAGAAUCAGGAAACUAUUUGAAGGAUACCUCACGCAUGGAAACGAUUGAUCACCAACUAUCUCCGUCUUCCAAACACCAUCAGCAGCAGCACCCAAAAGUUCCCGACAUCACUCCACCCCUGCCAGAAGAAAGGUCACAGCAGAUGGGAGUGGUGGCCGGAGGAGUAGGGGGAACGACAGCCUCCUCUGGUUCCAUGGUGGAUGUCCCUCAGAUGCCCCAGUAUGGCUACAACGAGAUCAACGCUCUCACUUUAACCGGAUUGUCCCACCACAUUGUCAUAAAUGAGCCGGCAAUCAGUUUAUUCCAUCUGCAACCACAACUGAAGCAAUAUGUGAGGCCUGCAAUUGAGAGGGCUGUCCAGGAAUUGCUCUCUCCAGCUAUUGAACGUGCCAUCACCAUUGCUCUCAAAACUUCUGAAAUAAUUGUCAAGAAGGACUUUGCACUGGACCCAGAUGAGAACCGACUGCGGACGGCUGCCCACAGUUUUGUGAGGUUCAUGACGGGUGGAAUGGCGCUCAUAACGUGCCACGAACCAAUCCUGAUCAGCAUCUCAAACAACUUGAAGACCAUGCUAUCUGCCGCACUUCGGGUGCCCAGCGCUCAGCAGAAGGAGUUAAUAGACCAUGCCUCGCAGAUCAUCGCUCAGGACAAUGCGGAGUUGGCCACUGUGUUCCUCCAGAAGACCGCCAUCGACCGUGCCAUUCCGGAGAUUGAUAAGAGGCUUGCGUCUGAUUACGAAGCUCGCCGAGUUGCCCGCAGUGAAGGCAGAUGCUACUACGACCAGGCAGCCCUCGUUGCACAGGAACGAAUACCAGAGGAAAUAAGAUUGAAGAUCGGUGGUGCAGGAAGCAGCCAGCCGUCGGUUUAUGAUGAAUUUGCAAGGUCCAUUCCUGGCUUUUUACCGGUAUAUGCAGAACACCCAUCCCAGGUCGUACAGCCUCAGUACAAGUCUGUUCAGCAGCAGCAGCAGCCACUAGCGGCACAAGAUGUUAUUCAGAUGUACGAUAAAUUGGCUCAGGACAUCGAGCAGAACAUCCCGUUUUUUAGCGGCACCAGCAGUCCUUUCAGUACGUUCCUCAGACAGCUUUCAGACUAUAUCAUCCUCUGUAGGUCGUCUGUCAGGGAUAUCAAUUCUGCCAUGGCUUUGUUGCAGAGAGCAGUCGAGAACUUAUUGGAAGGGAUGUUGAUGUUGAACCACGAGUCAGCAGAACUUGCAGCCAGAUUCCGUGAUUGCCACCUCCUUGUACUCAAGUCACUGCAGAACCCGCAAAUCUAUGGGCCACAGUGGACCAACAAGCAAGUUACAAAAUGUCUGAUGGAAUGCCGUGAGGACAUCAGGUACAGCAUUGAGGCAGUGCAAUCACUUCUGCAAGCCCAACUCGUUAUCCUUCCACAAUAUGAUCAGUUCUUGGGACAGCAGGUUGAAUCCAACUCCAACUUUGCUGUCAUCCCGUUCGCCAUGCAACUCGUUCAGAAGUUCUUCUUGGAAGGCCACGACAAACAUGCGGCGAGCAUCUUCAGAGCACAAGAGGGAGAGCUGAGUAGUACGUUGGAGGCCCUGCAGAGAGCUGCCAUGCAAUCAAGAGGACCUGAUACCUUGCCGGCACUGUUGGAGUCGAUCCGUCAGCAGACAGGCGACGUCAGCGUCAUGGAGAGGAUGAACCUCGGAGCAUCGGCCAUGAUGUACUCGGGCAUCAGUCUGCAUGAGAAGACUGAAUACUUGCUAAGAGAAUGGGUGGGAUUGUAUCAUCAGCCAGCUGCCGGCAGGGAUAGUUCAAAAGCAUUCAGCUCCUUUGUCAAUCAUAUGUCAUUGCAUGGUAUCUUGAAAACUGAUGAACUCAUCACAAGAUUCUUCAGACUCUGCACUGAAAUGUGUGUCGACCUCUGCUACAGAGCUCUCAAUGAGCCUAAUCAGAGUUCAACGAGGGUGAGAUUUCAAUGUUUUCAUACGUUGGAUGCCUUCGUGAGGCUGAUCGUGCUCCUACUCAAGCAUUCAGGAGAUUCAACGAACACUGUCACCAAAGUUAAUCUCCUCAAUAAGGCAUAUAUUCGACACAUAGAGUUCCAUCAGCUUCCUUACCAUCGCAUAUUCAUAAUGCUGUUCAUUGAAUUAAACGCUCCUGAAGUUAUCUUUGACGCCAUCAACUUGCAGAUCCUGCAGGCAUUCAGCAACAUUCUUCAUGUCCUGAGACCGUCGAAGGCGCCAGGGUUCGCGUUUGCCUGGCUCGAAAUCAUCUCCCACCGUGUCUUCAUCGGCCGCAUGCUGGCUGUGUCAGAAAAUCAGAAGCAAGCAUGGGGCAUGUACGCACAGCUGAUCGUCGACCUCUUCAAUUUCCUCGCUCCCUUCCUCAGAAAUGCAGACAUGCCGAAGCCAACACAACUGCUCUAUAAGGGUACGAUGAGGGUCCUGUUGGUUCUGCUUCAUGAUUUCCCAGAACUGCUGUGUGACUACCACUACACAUUCUGCGACGUCAUCCCAUCGAACUGCAUACAGAUCAGAAAUUUGAUACUGAGUGCAUUUCCUCGUUCCAUGCGUCUUCCUGACCCUUUCACUCCCAACUUGAAGGUCGAACAUCUUCCAGACAUCAACACCCCACCGAGAGUUAUGACCAAUUUUGCUGCUCUCAUACAACCAGUGCAACUCAGGAAGGACUUGGACUCCUACCUGAAGACGAGGUCGCCUGUUACUUUCCUGUCGGAUCUCAGGAGCAGAUUGCAGCUGUCGAACACGCCUGGCAUGAAGUACAACAUCCCCCUCUUGAACAGCGUCGUCCUACACGUGGGCAGCCAGGCCAUCGCCCACAUACAGAGCAAGUGCCAGACGCCGAGCACCAGCGCCAUCGCCCACUCCUCUCAUAUGGACAUCUUCCAGAAUCUCGCCGUCGACCUCGACACUGAAGGUCGCUACUUGUUCCUGAAUGCAAUGGUGAACCAGUUGCGCUAUCCAAAUAGCCACACGCACUACUUCAGUUGCACGCUGCUCUACUUAUUCGCGGAGGCCAACACGGAGGCCAUCCAGGAGCAGAUUACGAGAGUGCUACUCGAGAGGUUGAUCGUCAACAGACCACACCCCUGGGGACUCCUUGUGACCUUCAUCGAACUCAUCAAGAGUCCUCUCUACAAGUUCUGGACCCACGACUUUGUUCACUGUGCUCCAGAAAUCGAGAAGUUGCUGGAGUCAGUUGCAAGAUCUUGCAUUCAACCAAAACAGGCUCAGGCUAAAGAUUUGGAAAGCAUUGAUGCCAGAUAA
Messenger RNA from Helobdella robusta, 6822 nucleotides. RefSeq lists its product as hypothetical. The transcript has 57 exons. Gene Ontology annotation, molecular function: molecular adaptor activity. The record is from RefSeq and is a predicted model, not a curated record. Gene Ontology annotation, biological process: nuclear-transcribed mRNA catabolic process, deadenylation-dependent decay. Lineage: Eukaryota; Metazoa; Annelida; Clitellata; Rhynchobdellida; Glossiphoniidae. Bases 1 to 6822 code for a protein of 2273 amino acids. Gene Ontology annotation, cellular component: P-body; CCR4-NOT core complex.